AUGAUUGCGAUCAAGGCCAUUGCAAUUGUUGCAUUUGUGACUCGAGUAGCCUAUGCUUUGCCCACCAACGCGUCCUUGCCCGUCGUUGAUCUUGAGUAUGCUCUUCAUCGGGCUACGAUAAAUGAGACAGGACAGUACUACAAUUUCUCAAACAUUCGAUAUGCCGCUCCUCCCAUAGGAAAUCUCCGAUUUGCAGCUCCAAUAGAACCUGAAGUGAAUCGUACCAUUAACGACGGCCAGCAAGGAGCCAUUUGUGCCCAAGCAACACCAUAUUGGGAAGAGGUUGCUUCGUACUACUUCGGCGGUGCUAACGCAACUGUUUUGGAGUUUGUCGAGGCAGAAGUAGAAGCAGUGGAAAAGAAUCUCACUAUCUCAGGACUUCCCGCACCAGCACCAUUGACUUCGGAGGACUGCUUGUUCCUUGAUGUCAUUGUACCAAAGUCCAUCUACGACUCUUGCGGUGAAAGCACAGCGCCGGUUGUGGUCUGGAUAUACGGAGGUGGCUACGUUGCUGGAUCGAAAUUUGGUUCGGGAAACCCCGCCACCUUGAUUUCGAGAAGCCAAGAGAAUGGAGAUGAAGGUGUGAUUUACGUUGCCCUCAACUAUAGACUUGGCCUCUUUGGAUGGCUGUCUGGUCCCACAUUUCAAGAAAGUGGAGCGGCAAAUGCAGCUCUUCUUGAUCAGAGACUGGCUUUAGAAUGGGUACAAAAGUAUAUCUACCUCUUUGGUGGAGAUUCAGACCGAGUAACGGUCAUUGGCGAAUCUGCCGGAGCUGGGUCGAUCAUGCAUCAGAUUACAGCAUAUGGUGGUAGCAACGGCAGUGCACCUUUCUCCCAGGCUAUUUUACAGAGUCCUGGCUUUCCUCCCGUCUAUUCUUCUGUUCAAUCAGAGGGGACAUUUCAAAAUGUCAUCACACAAGCACAGGAACUCAUUGGCCCCAACAUCACCUCAGUAUCGGAUUUGAGAAGCCUUGACUUCACUACUCUGGCCGGACUUAAUACUAUCGUUAUUGCACGAACAGCUGCUUAUGGUACUUUUACGUUCGGGCCUGCAGUUGACGGCACAUUUGUACCUGAACUAUCAGCCAAACUUCUUCUUGAAGGCAAAUUCGAUACAAACGUCAAGGUCAUGACCGGACACAAUUCUGAUGAAGGUGCAUUCUUCACAUCUCCUUUCUUCUCCACAGAAGCAGACAUCAUCAAUGAUCUUGUCACAGCUCUACCCACCAUAUCUAAUUCUACCCUUGCCUACAUCACUGGGACCUUAUACCCUCCAGUCUAUAAUGGUUCCUAUCCGUACAAAAAUAUUUUGGAACGGGCAUCUCUGAUUACAGCUGAAUUUGCUUUCACAUGCAACACUCGCUUCCUCAAUACCGCGUUCCUUAACGAAACUCACUCUUACUUCUUCACCGUUCCACCAGGACUUCACGGUGAAGAUAUUGCUUAUACCUUCUUCAAUGGCGACACCACAACUUCUGAUGAUGGAAUGCCUGUAAAUGCUACUGUAGCAGCCGUUUUACAAAGGUACAUCAUGAAUUUCGCCGCGACAGGCAAUCCUAAUGGAAAAGAGGUGCCUUUCUUCCCAGAGUACCAAAGUAACUCGACGACAGUAAUUCUUGGAACUACUGGUCUGGGAAGUGUGCAGACUGAUACCACUGCAAAUAACAGAUGUGAUUGGUGGCAAAAAGCGUUGUAUGAAUAG
Molecule: messenger RNA, 1701 nt
Organism: Sclerotinia sclerotiorum 1980 UF-70
Lineage: Eukaryota; Fungi; Ascomycota; Leotiomycetes; Helotiales; Sclerotiniaceae
Exons: 4
Coding region: 1-1701 (566 amino acids)
Source: RefSeq, a predicted model, not a curated record